Molecule: messenger RNA, 4702 nt
Organism: Gadus morhua (Atlantic cod)
Lineage: Eukaryota; Metazoa; Chordata; Actinopteri; Gadiformes; Gadidae
Product: DENN domain-containing protein 2A
Exons: 21
Coding region: 503-3733 (1076 amino acids)
Biological process (GO): retrograde transport, endosome to Golgi
Cellular component (GO): actin cytoskeleton
Source: RefSeq, a predicted model, not a curated record
UAGAGAGUGAGGCAGAGGCAGCGUCAUUGGACGCAAGGAGUCGGAGCGAGUGAAUGUGUUUGGGAGAGAGGGGGGGGGAAGAGAGAGAUGAUUAAAGAGUCGUGAAGAUCCCGGCCUGGAGGCAACUCAAGGGGAAACAGGGGGCAUGUGUGUUUUUCUUCGCUUACUUUGAUUCGAUUCUUUACAGCACUUUGUGCGCCCGGACAACAUUGUGCGCUUGGUGCUGUUUUUAUCUCCCGAUAGAAAAUACUCCACCCCCCCCCAACCCAUCCAUCCCCUGCAUGUGGGAGGUACAUGUAGCAGAGGCCACGCAAGGCGAGCAAAGUCCGGGGAGUGCAUGGGAUUAGACGCUUGAAAGGUGGACCAGAUAGAAGAGAAGAGAGAGGAGCGAUAGAGGCGAAACGCUCGGACGGAAACGCGGAGAAUGCGGGUGGAUGCCGAGUUCACAAAAUGAGAAGUUACUCUGCGAGCUCUUCCCCAGCGCUCAUCCAGCUAGAAAAGGAUGCCGGCUGCUAGCACCAUGACUGGAGGGACGGCCUUACUGCUCUGUACAAACACUGACAGCUGUAUCUACCAAUCAGUCAACGGGCUCCAGUGUUGCGGGCUGAAGGUCGCCGAGGCUCCGUCGUCGUCCGCCCCGCCCCAGCGCCAGGAGGUACGCAGGCAGCCCGGGGGGGACGCAGGCCGGAGGAGGGACCCGGCCGCCCCAUCCCCGCCCCCCAGCCUGAGCGCCCCGGGACUGGGUGCCCCGGGCAGCAUGCUGGCUCACAAGAGGGUGAUCAGUGACCCCACCGGCACGGAGAACGGACUGAGCGGCAAGCUCAACAACAACAACCAGAGCAACAAGAACCCCGCGUCGGGCCUGAAGCCUAGCGCCAGCAUCCGCGAUAAGAUCUCCCAAUGGGAGGGGAAGAGGGAACCGGGGGUCGCCACGGCGACUCCGUCGGUCGCCGCGGCGACCCCAGCAUCCGGCACGGCCUCGCCGGUGCAGCGGGAGCCGGUGGAGACGGGGAGGAAGAGGGACGCCAAGGCCGGCGAGGUCCAGAGGACGGACAGCAAGCGCCUGGGCGGCCGGGAGAAGCAGCAGGACUCGGGGAAGGAGAACGCAGGAAAGCUGGGGGAUUUCCGGCCCAAAUCUCCGGAAAGCCCGGCGAGCAGAGACAAGGAGGGGGGGUCGGAGAGGGGGCUCCGGGGCCCUAAGCCCCCCGAACAAGCCCAGGACAAGAAGUCCGUUCUGACUCACAUCAAGAAGCUGGAGCGGGCCAUGAAGGAGGUUCCGGACAGACCCUCGCUGGCUUUCCCUGGGAAUUACUUCUGCCCCCCGAGCAAGGAGGAGCAGGAGGAGGCGGAGGGGAGAGGGAACGAUCCCAUUUUCGGGAGCGUAGACGGCGAGGUCCGAAGGAGGAAGGAAGGGGACCCGGAUAACGUGUACUCCGAGCCCGGAGCCCCGUCCAUCAACCCCUUGCCCAAACCCCAGAGAACGUUCCAGCACCACACCCCCCCAUCGGGCGGCUCCGUCUCGGGGAAGGGCAAGAGGAACCUCCCCCCUCUCCCCAGGAUCCCUCCCCCGGCCCUCCCCACCUGCCCACCCCCGGGGGUCUGCCGGAGGCCCUGGGCUGACAAGGCCCGGGACAGCUCCAACAGGAAGUCCUUUGAGUUUGAGGACCUGCUCCAGCUCUCUUCAGAAGGCUGCAGGGCCGACUGGUACGGCCAGUCCAGACUGGGCCUCAACCGCACUUUAUCAGAGGAGAAUGUCUACGAGGACAUCCUAGAUCCUCCCUUCAAGGAGAACCCCUAUGAAGACAUCGAUCUGGAGAGCAGCUGCCCUUCAAGCAAGUGUGCCUCCCCGGCUCCGUCGUCCCCGCCCCCUGACACGCCCACUAAAGCACGAGGCAGACUCCAGGACGCGCCCUCUAAGGUCCCCUCCAAGCCAGGCUUCUUCAGACAGACCUCGGAGCGUCGCAGCCUCAAGCUCCUGGAACUCCGCAAGGGCGUGCGUGACGGACGAGACGCGGGCCCGGGCUCUCCCUUCCGCAUCAGCCCCCCCUCCAGCCCCAGCAGCCCCGACGACACCCCGUGCCUCUCCGGAGACCCCCACAACCGCAGACGGAGGAAGAUACCCAAGAUGGUGGUGAGGAUAAAUACAAUCUUUGAGGCACGGCGAGGAAAGAAACGCAUGAAGAAGGUGUCACAGUCCACAGAGUCCAGCUCCGGAAGAGACGAGAACAGCGAGUCGGAAAGCGACACGGAGGAGAAACUAAAAGCCCACAGCCAGCGGCUGGUGUCGGUCCAGUCCAUGCUGAGGCAGACGGGCCGGUACCGAACCCUGGAGCGUGACCUCAUGGACCUGCAGGAGAGGAAGCUCUUUGAGUACUUCAUCGUGGUGGCCCUCCACAAGACCAAGGCCGGGGUCCCCUACCUCCCGGAGGUCACUCAGCAGUUCCCCCUCAAGCUGGAGCGGAGCUUCAAGUUCAUGCGUGAGACGGAGGAUCAGUUGAAGGUCAUCCCUCAGUUCUGUUUCCCAGACGCGAAAGACUGGGCGCCCAUCGAGAGCUUCCCAAGCGAAACAUUCUCGUUUGUUCUGACUGGCGAGGACGGAAGCAGGCGGUUCGGGUACUGUCGCCGUUUACUGCCCAGUGGUAAAGGCCGGCGGCUUCCGGAGGUCUACUGUAUUGUCAGCCGGCUUGGAUGCUUCGACCUCUUCUCCAAGAUCCUGGACGAGGUGGAGAAGCGGCGAGCCAUCUCCCCAGCCCUGGUCCAGCCCUUCAUGAGGGGCAUCAUGGAAGCCCCCUUCCCUGCUCCGGGACGGACCAUCACUGUCAAGAACUUCCUGCCUGGCUCUGGGACCGAGGUGAUAGAGCUAUGUCGGCCGUCCGACUCCCGGCUGGAGCACGUGGACUUCGAGUGUCUCUUCUCCUCCCUGAGUCUGCGGCUGCUCCUCCGGGUGUUUGCCUCCCUGCUCCUGGAGCGCCGGGUCAUCUUCACCGCCGACAAACUCAGCACAUUGUCUCAGUGCUGCCAUGCAGUGGUGGCCCUGCUGUACCCCUUCACCUGGCAGCACACCUACAUCCCCGUGCUCCCCCCCUCCAUGCUGGACAUCGUGUGCACCCCUACCCCCUUCAUAGUGGGGCUUCUGUCUAGCUCGCUGCCACGGCUCAAGGACCUGCCUAUAGAGGAGGUUCUCGUGGUUGACCUCUGCAACAGCCGUUUCCUACGACAGCUGGAUGAUGAGGACUCCAUCCUACCACACAAGCUGCAGGCUGCCCUGGAGCAUGUACUGGACAAGAGGAAGGAGCUGGCAAAUGACAAGGAUGACCUCCCCAGUGACUCUUGUUCCCUGAGCACGGUGGUGUCCGAGGCGUUCGUCCGCUUCUUCGUGGAGAUGGUGGGCCACUACUCUCUCUUCAUGUGCGGUGUGGAGCGGGACGAAGAGUCGGCCGUGUCCUCUCCCUCUUCCCCGUCGCCUUCCGCCGUCUCAUCGUUCCAGCGCGAGCCCUUCCGCAAGGCCGUGACCUCCAAGAGCUUGAAGAGGUUCCUGGAGGUGUUUAUGGAGACCCAGACAUUUGCCGGAUUCGUCCAGGAGAGGGAGCUACGCAAGCAGGGCCUCAGAGGUCUGUUUGAGGUCAGGGCUCAGGAAUACCUGGAUUCACUCCCUGGCAGUGAGCAACGAGCUGUCAACAAGUUCCUCAAAGGACUACUGGGCAACAAGAUGAAGUUCCUGUCUAAGAAAUGAUAUAGCGGUUUGAGUAUUGUUCAAGUGUGAGUAAAGCAUGUGAAAGGAAAAGGAAGACGAAGAGGAAGCAAAAGAGAGGAAGAGGAAGGAGGGCAUGGACCAGCGAUUAAUUGCUGAAGAUAAGACCUACGGUUUUGAAGGCUUGUGCACAUGUAGAGAAUACAGUGAAUGGGAAGGGUAUGUAGAAACUCCGCUCAGCUAGCUUGCUCGCUAGCGAGCAAAGACUAAUUCCAGUGACGUUGUGUGGAGUUUCUCAUGCAGCUCGGACCAAAUAAAACCCUGAAAAUUCCCUUCCUGUGUGGAAAUUGACACCAUGGAGACCAAACAGAUGUGUAACUUCCAUCAAAUCCGGAGCCCAGAUUUGAGCACUGACUUUAUAGUGUAUGUGUCGUAAACAGAGGAGGCAAAAGCUGUGCUUCAAGGUGACUGCACCCAAAUUUGCACCAAAAGACAUUUUCUGAAAAUGUGUCGUUGACCAAUUUUAUUAGUUUGUACAAUGCAUUCCAAAACAAUACAUUCCUAUACAGCACUCAUUCCAACAAUUUUUGUUUAUUAUAUUUGUUCCUUUAAAUACAGUAGUACAACUUCUUCUUCCACAGGAGGCUUUAAGUUAAUUUAUGUGUUUUAGAAAAAAAACAAAGAAAAAGCUCCUGUAGUAUGAAUGAGUCUGAGUGUAGCUCAGACUGUUUAAAUACCACUCUGGCGUGUACCACUGUACUAAGUAAGCGAAAUAGGAACAUUAUCAUCUUUAAAAAGUUAUUGAGUGUGAAGAAAACGAUGUAAGAGGUAAUGCAUGUGAAUUGCAAACUUGUUUCAAUAUGAGUUGAAGUUUGAUUUUAUAGGACAAACAUAUCUUAGGAAUGUCUUUAUCAAUGUGCUUCUACAACAGCUCUAGAUCUGCAUUUAAUUUGACUCAGAAUGCAAUGUAAAUGUAUAAAUAAAGUGAUUUAAUUAAAACAAUCAAUGAUU